Phlebotomus papatasi is the source of this 3675-nucleotide messenger RNA. RefSeq lists its product as uncharacterized. Bases 160 to 3243 code for a protein of 1027 amino acids. The record is from RefSeq and is a predicted model, not a curated record. The transcript has 5 exons. Lineage: Eukaryota; Metazoa; Arthropoda; Insecta; Diptera; Psychodidae.
AGGGGAAAUGUGUGAAUGUCAAUAUGGUGCCAUUGUUUCUGCACGCAAAAAUGUUUAGUGCAAGUAGUUUCGCGUUUAGACAGUGAUCUCUGGUGUAUACGUGAUAAUUUCUGGAGGGAAAAGUGAGAAACGGAUUCCGAGCGCCUAAUCACAGUAGCAAUGGAGCAGGAAAACAGUGGAGGGAGCAGCAGCGUGUUUGCAGAUCUUCAUGAAAUGUUUGGAGCGUGCGUGCCACGCAAUGUGAUCAAUGAGAUCGGCAACAGAAUGUCCUGGGACGUCACGAGCACCGUAGAUCAGCUGAUUAAAUACAUUGAGGCGCAAAAUGAGGGAAAAGCUGCUGCUGCUGAGAAUGUGAAGAUUCAGUACAAGGUUUCGGAGAGUCAGGAGAAUGACAGGGAUUUGGACGUGUUGAUUGAGUCAGAGAGUUCAGUGCCUAUGCAGAGGAGUGAUUUUAGGGGUAGAUCAACGGGUGCCAUUAAGAAGCAACCACGGGAGAGUUCACAGAAACUUCCUCAUUUCUCGGAUUUCCUGAAGAACGGGCCAAAUGUCUUUCAGGAGGCCCCAAAGAAGGUGCCAGCACCAAAGCCAAUGGUGCAUCCUUUGAUGGAGGAAAUUUGCAAGGAGAUAAAUGCCGGGAUUAAGGUGAUGAUCAUCAUGCGAGGACUUCCGGGAAGUGGGAAGACCUACUUGGGCAGGAAGAUUGUGGAUGAGACCGUUGGUGGGGAUUAUCGACGUCAUAUUUUCAGCUCGGACAAUUUUUUCUAUGACGUCAACGGAGUGUAUAAGUAUGACAUAGAAAAACUGUCCGAGGCUCAUGCCUUCAACCAGAAUUGUGUCUUCAAGAGAGCCUACGACGGAUGGAGUCCCAUAAUUGUGGACAAUACCAACAUGAAACUCUGGGAGAUGCAGAUUUACUGCAAGUAUGCCGUUCAAUUUGGCUACAUUGUCCGUGUUCUGGAGCCUACGACUCCCUGGGCUUGGAAUCUGACCCGACUGAGUCAGAUGAAUGAGCACUCGGUGCCCAGGGAAUCCAUCGAGAGGAUGUUGCUCAAAUACGAAAAACUCAAUGGGGAACAGGAACUUCUGGCCACUUUUCAGCUCUCCUACCGAGUUCCCAUUCCCCAAUUCAGGCACAAUCCCCCCUUCAGAGCCUACGAGGAUCAAAGUAUCCCCGAGGAAGACCCUCAACCCAUCAGGGAGAUCCACAAUGACCUGAACAAUCCCCUUCCGUCCGAUUUCACAGAGACUCCGCAGAGUCAGAGUGCAGAAAAGUCCGAGGCUUCGAGUGAUGAUAGCCCAAUCAUCAGUCCCGAGCGCAUGGCCAUCGAUUGGCCAACGCACGAAGAAGAGAUCAAUGAAUUCUGGCGCACAGGUCCAAAGGCAGAGCCUGAUAGUGCUAAAACGACCGCCGAAGUGAAAGAACAGAGAACACCAAGGAAGAACAGUUUGCCGGAAAAUUCUCUGCUGCAGAUACUCAAGGAGUCCAUUAUGCCGAAGAAGGAGAACACGACGACUGAAAAGGUCAUAACUUUGGAGAAACAUCGCAAAGGAUGCAAGAAUGAGAAUGAGUCCUUUGUCCAAGUUCGACAAAUUUAUCCAACAACUCCCAUUCAAUAUCUUUGGGAUAUUUUUGUCAAUUGUAAAGGUGAUAGCGAGUGGACGGUGGAUUUAAUACUGCAGGAAGAGACAAUCUUGCCACAAUUGAAUGAAUCCUCUUCCAACAAUGAUUUCUCUUGCUGUUGCGAUGGAAUUGAGUACAAGGAGAUUCCAUGGGACAGUACAACGAGUGAAAUUCCUUCUGAGCCAAAAAAAUCCAAGGAUGAAGUUAACAUUCCAACGCCUCAACGUCAAAGGAACCAAAGGACAAAGAAUGUGGAGAAUGAGGAUUUGGCAGCUGCCAAGAGGCAUAUUGAGGAGUUGAUUAGCAUCAAGGAUGAGCACUAUUCGGAUCACGUGAGGAAGAUUCGGGAUAUUCGAAGGGGUAUUUUUCCGUCUCCUUCAACGACUUCCGAGAUGACAGUUGAAUCACCAGAGAUUGCUGAGAUGGGAGCUUGUGGAUUGGCGAGGGAGGAUUCUCCGUCGUCGGAGGGGUCUGAUCCGGAGGCAGAAGAAGUUAUUGAGGUGGAUUUGGGGGAUACUCUGAUCAAUCAAAUGGAGAAUAUCUUCGUGACCGAUUCGGGGGUCUAUGAGAAGCCCAAAGAUGUCAAAACUGCAGUAUUCAUGCCAGUAUCUCUGCUGAGGCAACUUCAUGCUCUCUGGCUAGAGUCUCUGUUCAAUCAGUUGGAGGAACAGAGGCUGAAAGAUCUCAAGGAAGAUGAAGCAUAUGCUAGAACACUUCAAAUGCAGGACUAUGCCAAAAAUCCGGAUUCAUUUCUGCAGGAUGGAAUGGGUUUGGGUGACAGAGCUGACAUGGAAUUUACCUGGGAGGCAUACAAGAGAGAACAGUGGAAGGAUACAACGCCAAAGGAUUUGGCUUCUCAGCUCACGAGAGCCAAACUCUAUGAGACCUUUCCGGAGGCCGAUAAAGGAAUUCUGGAUGAGAUCUUGGCAUCAAACAAUUACAAAUUUGUUCCGACUGUUGAACUUUUGAUGCAAUCCCUGGGAACUGAUAAGAAGAAUGUAAAGGAUAAUAGCUUGAAGAUCAUCGAGGAGAUUAAGCAAGAAAAUGAUAAGAUUGAAGUGAUUGAGAGACAGCCAAUGAGUAGAGAUGAUCCAAAGUCUGAUGCUAGAAAGCGAAAUGUGGUGCUUAAAGAUUUUGAGGAGAACAGGAAUAAAGCGAGUUACCACACUCAGCUGAAAACUGAGUGUUACCAGAAGGCUCAGGAGGCUAUUCGGAAGAAUAUGCCAGGAGUUGCUGGCUACUAUACCCAAGUAGCUAAUUUGCAUAAGAAAAAAAUCGAUGAAUACAAUCACAGAGCAGCUAAUUGCAUUGUUGAAGCGCACAAUAUAAAACAGCAUAAUUCUGAGAUGCUAGAUUUGCACUAUUUGCAUGUUUCGGAAGCCCUUGUAUGCCUGGAUGUCUUUCUGGAUAGGCAUAUUGAUUACUUGAGGACACAAAAGAAACCAUACAAGUUUGUCUUUGUGAUUACUGGAAGGGGUCUGCAUAGUGCAAAGGGAGUACCUCAGAUCAAGCACAAUGCUAAGCAUCGUUUGCAGCAACGUAGGCUUAAAUGUACAGAAGUCAAUCCGGGACUGCUAAAAGUUAAAGUGUUCUACACUUCAAGAAUGUCCGAGGAAGCCUGACCAACACCAAAUCCCUACAACAACGACCUCUCACCCUCUUUUUCAGCUUUUUUUGGAGAAGUUGACAAAGAAUCAUUCGAUUUUAGCGCCUCAUGAAGGGAUUUUAAUUUAGAAGUUUAGGCUUAAGGACAAACGACCAAAAGUUUUUUUUAUUGUUUUUUCUUUAAAUCAUUUUCAGGUCACUUAGAUAAGUGGAAAUUUAAGAUACUUAGAUAUUAAGUGAACGUACCUGAAUUAUGAUUAAGCAUUGAUAAAAGCAACAAAGACUACUAUUUAAGUUCAAUAAUUGGAAAAUGACGAAUAUUUUUAAUAUCUUGUUGGAAUUAUAUAUCGAGUAAGCAAGUGAUAUGUUUUCGGACAUAAAUCGUGUUGUAAGAUGCAGACCCUUUUAUUUUCAAAUAAAUUUUUACACUGGCUCUGUAAUAAGAGAAA